Messenger RNA from Linum trigynum, 705 nucleotides. NCBI's taxonomy places the organism in Eukaryota, Viridiplantae, Streptophyta, Magnoliopsida, Malpighiales, Linaceae. The record is from the annotation of a GenBank genome assembly.
AUGAUAUUGUAUCAAAAUUGGUUGGUCUGCAACACCCGACCGACGGCAAGGCUCAAGUUCGAGAUCACAAAGCCGGACGCGAAACCGGCACCGACCGUCACCGAGUUCAGCUCAAGAGGCCCAUCGCCGACCUUCCCGUCCGUGCUCAAGCCCGACAUUAUGGGCCCGGGCUUUCAGAUCCUGGCAGCUAGGCGCCCCAACGUGCAGGCCCACAACAGUUACUUCAAGGAUCUUUACACCAGCUUCAAUCUCUUAACGGCUGAUGCAGUGGACCACUCCGGCCAGCCGAUCCAGGAUUCCGGCCCGGACCAAAGCCCAGUCACGGGCUUCGACUUGGGAGCGGGCCAAGUCAGCCCAAACAAGGCGCUGGAACCAGGCCUGGUGUACGAUCUCAAUUCUUCUGAUUAUGUGAAUCUCCUUUGUGCGAUGAACUUCACCAACGCCCAAAUCAGAGCCAUCACAAGGUCUCAUCACUCCACCGGCAGCUGCAACAACAUUUGCGCCACCCCUUCUCUGGAUCUGAACUACCCUUCUUUCGUGGCGAAUUUGACCGCGGAUCAUUCAAGCCAUCAAGUUCUGGAGUUUCGGAGGACGCUGACCAACGUGGAGUGCGGAAUGGCGACGUACAAAGUUGCUGUCACGUCGUUUGAUGGGCUGGAGGUUGUCCAAAGUCCGAUAGUCGCCACCAAUAUGAACAGCGGGUGA